Molecule: messenger RNA, 1197 nt
Organism: Knipowitschia caucasica
Lineage: Eukaryota; Metazoa; Chordata; Actinopteri; Gobiiformes; Gobiidae
Source: the annotation of a GenBank genome assembly
AUGGUCUCCAGAAUGGACGAGGACAACCAAGUACCUGAAGAUCUGUCUGUGCUGGAGCGAGAUGAGCUGUCCAACAUACGGCGCAGGAAGAAAGAGCUGCUGGAUGACAUUGAACGGUUGAAGUUCGAGAUCGCGGAGGUGAUGACGGAGAUCGAGCAGCUCACGUGCGUCGGAGAGAGCAAAACCUCUCAGAGAAACAAACAGAUCGCUAUGGGGAGGAAGAAAUUCAACAUGGAUCCCAAAAAGGGAAUCCAGUUCCUUUUGGAGAACGAUCUUCUCCAGAACACCCCAGAAGACAUCGCUCAGUUCCUGUACAAAGGCGAGGGUCUCAACAAAACGGUCAUCGGAGACUAUUUAGGAGAACGGGAGGACUUCAACAUCAAAGUGCUGCUGGCGUUUGUGGAACUACAUGAGUUUGCAGACCUCAACCUUGUCCAAGCAUUAAGACAGUUCCUCUGGAGCUUCAGAUUACCUGGUGAAGCUCAGAAGAUUGACCGCAUGAUGGAGGCCUUUGCCUCCAGGUACUGCCAGUGUAACCCUGGGGUUUUCCAGUCCACAGACACCUGCUACGUCCUGUCAUUUGCCAUCAUUAUGCUGAACACCAGUCUGCACAACCCCAAUGUGAGAGACAAGCCCCCCGUGGAGCGCUUCAUCUCCAUGAACAGGGGGAUCAACGAGGGGGGGGACCUCCCCGAGGAGCUGCUCAGGAAUCUGUACGACAGCAUCAAAAGUGAACCUUUUAAGAUCCCAGAGGAUGAUGGGAAUGACCUGACGCACACAUUUUUCAACCCCGACAGAGAAGGAUGGCUGCUCAAACUCGGGGGCCGGGUGAAAACAUGGAAGCGACGCUGGUUCAUCCUGACUGACAACUGCCUCUAUUACUUUGAAUACACAACGGACAAAGAGCCACGCGGCAUCAUUCCUCUUGAAAACUUAAGCAUCAGGGAAGUGGAGGAGCCCAGAAAACCGAACUGUUUUGAGCUGUACAAUCCCAAUCAUAAAGGCCAGGUGAUCAAAGCGUGCAAGACGGAGGCAGACGGACGCGUCGUGGAGGGGAACCACGUGGUCUACAGGAUCUCAGCGCCAACGCCGGAGGAAAAAGAAGAGUGGAUCAAGUCUAUAAAGGCCAGCAUCAGCAGAGACCCCUUCUACGACAUGUUGGCCACCAGGAAAAGGCGCGUCGCAAACAAAAAGUGA